Molecule: messenger RNA, 3712 nt
Organism: Candoia aspera
Lineage: Eukaryota; Metazoa; Chordata; Lepidosauria; Squamata; Candoiidae
Gene: RBM12B
Product: RNA binding motif protein 12B
Exons: 3
Coding region: 934-3273 (779 amino acids)
Cellular component (GO): ribonucleoprotein complex
Molecular function (GO): RNA binding
Source: RefSeq, a predicted model, not a curated record
UGGGACGCGGGGAGCUGGGGCGGAAGCGCGGCUGCCAUUUUGUAGAUUGCAGGCCGGUCCCACCUCUCUCUCUCUUUUUCUUUCUAUCUCUCUUCGGGAGGUCGAGGCGGGGGUGGCAUCGUAUUUUUGAGAGGACAGGACGCCCGGACGGAUUGGCGCGCCCGAGAGGAGAGGGAGGAGGCUGCGGCGUUCGUCCCGAUGACCUGUUAGGCAAGCGCGGGGCUCUGCUCUUUCUUCCCGCGGGGAAUUACGGAGCUGAGGCUCUUUCAAGGCCUCAUUCGACCCACAGGGGCCUGUUAAGUUGAUUUCACAGCCUUUAUCUGGCCUUCCAAGAAGAACCAGGUAAGCUUCUGAAAGCUUAAUGUAUGUGUUGUCAGAUUUGAUGGCUUUUUCUUCCAGGCUGAUGACUGGAAAGGAAGAUGUGCAGUUGGCUAUCUAAUCAUGGGAAAGAAUAAACAUGGGGAAAAGUAUUACUGAAUUUGCUUCGUUAUGAGAUGUGCUGGCCUAAUAGCAGAGAAUAUCUAAACUUCAUUAUUGCUUGGAAGUGAAAUGACAUAAUCUUGAUCACAAAUAAUUCUUUUGAUAUCAGAUAGCAUAAAAACAAGUUCAGUUUUCUUUCACUGGAUUUUUUAAGAUGCUGUGAAAGCUUUGAUAGCUUUGAUCAUAGAUUUUAUGAAUGACAUUGGCGCUUUUAUGAUUGAGAAUAUUUUGGGGAACUGUAUAAAUAGUUCAGAUUGGCUAGUGUUUGUAAACAUUCAGAUUAAGCUAGGUUCUAUGUGCUUUGAAAUGUAGGAGUUAUUCGUUCAAUAAUAGCAGGACUUUUUUGUUUUAAAUGGUGUAGCUUAGGCCUAGCAUUCUUCCAGUGUACUAGAGGCUUGUUAUCAUGUAUGCCUUUUUGUCCACAGGUGAUUAUUGCUGUGGGUUGAGCUCAAAAUGGCUGUAGUCAUCCGUUUACAGGGACUUCCUCUUGUUGCGGGUUCUGCAGAUAUUCGCCGUUUCUUCUCAGGAUUGAAUAUUCCUGAUGGAGGUGUACAUAUUAUUGGAGGAGAAGAGGGGGAAGCUUUUGUUAUAUUUGCAACAGAUGAAGAUGCCAGACAAGCAAUGAGCUACUCAGGAGGAUUUAUCAAGGAUUCACGAAUACAGUUCUUUCUCAGUAGCAAGGCAGAAAUGCAGAGCAUAAUAAAAAUUAAUAGGAAAAGAUUUGAGCGUGGUCGAAGAGAAACAGGAUCUAGGGGGACAGGUUCUAAUAAUUCAGGAACAUCUGGUGUUGGCAAUCUUUCAAAUUUAGUUGCAGCCAUUAAAAAAGGAAUUGGUAAAUCUAGCUAUGAUUCCAGGGUUCCUUUGGAGGAUGAGUUUCAUUCCGGUGGCUCUCAAAACAGUAACAUAAACAUUUCAAAAUCAAAUUUUAAUCAUCCUAGGAAAGAAUCAUUUAAAUCUGAUAGAUUAUACUUAUUCAUACGUGGUAUGCCUUAUUCUUCAACAGAAGAUGAUGUGCUCAACUUUUUCUCUGGAUUACAAGUGGAGAAGAUUCUUAUGUUAAAAACCAAUGGUCAAAACAAUGGGGAUGGUGUGGUCAAAUUUGCUACAUUAAGUGAUGCCAUGAAAGGACUGCAACGCGAUAGGAAUUAUAUGGGUGCACGGUUUAUAGAAGUACGGCCCUCUAAUGAAAGAGCAUGGAUUAAGUAUGGUGGAAGGAUAGAUGAGAAGAUAGACCAUUCUUUCCACUUCGAACAUAAUUUGAAUAAAGGAAGUUAUUCUUCAAGCAGAGAAUAUUCAAAAAGAGAGCCAAGCUAUUUGUCUUCAAGAAAACGAACCCGAUCCAGGACCCCACCACGAAGAGUAAUGUCACACGCUCAUUCAAGGUCUCCUUCGUGGAGGAUUAUGGAACGCAACUAUUCAAGGUCUCCUUCACAAAGAAUUAUGGCACACACCUAUUUAAGAUCUCCACAGAGGGUUAUGGGACACACUGGUUCAAGGUCUCCUCCACGGAGGAUCAUGGCACGCAGUGGUUCAAGGUCUCCUCCACGGAGGGUCAUGGCACGUAUGCAUUCAAAUUCUCCAAGGAGGAUCACAGCAACUACCCGUUCAAGGUCUCCAAGGAGGGUUAAAACCCACUCUCGUUCACCUUUCUCUGGUUCAGCCCAGUCCCAUUCACCUCAGAGCAAGGAAUAUUACAUACAGGUUAAAAAUUUGUCUGCUGCUGUUGAGAAGAGAGACUUGCAGGUAUUCUUUAAUGAGCUAACUUUAAUGAACAAGGACAUUACUUUCCUAAAAUCACAUGAUAAUGAGGCAAGGAAUAAGGAUGCAAUUAUUAUAUUAAGAUCAGAGAGAGCAUAUACAUCAGCACUGAGUUACCACAAGCUUGAUCUUUUUGGUCGACAAGUUUAUAUUUUCCCUGUUUCCAAAAGAACAGUACUAGAGUUAAUUGGGUCUUCUGAAGUCAAAAGAUCACCAGAAAGACAUCACCAUGUAAAGGAUAAAAAUAAUCAAGAUGGCUACCCUGGCUCAAAGACAUGUGUUUAUGUAAGAAAUUUUCCAUUUGAUGUGACAAAUGUCGAGGUACAGAAAUUCUUUGCAGGGUUUAAUAUUGAUGACAAUGACAUUUAUUUGCUUUUUGAUGACAAAGGAGUUGGACUGGGAGAAGCACUGGUCAAAUUCAGGACUGAGGAUCAAGCCCGAAAAGCUGAAAGUUUAAAUCGCCGACGCUUUUUGGGGACAGAGGUACUCUUAAGAUGUAUACCCGAGAAGCAAAUGCAGGAGUUUGGUAUUAAUGUUUCAUCAGCAUCUAAUGAAAAGAUGCAAGGGCAUCACCAUACACGGAAAAGAGAUGAAAACUUUUACUCUGUUGAUUCACGAGGACACUCUGUGCAGGGAGGUGUAAAACAUACAUCUGAUUAUGGAUGCCUGUCUGAUGAUUUCAUCUGCUCAUCUGAUAAAUUUAGAGGUCCUCCCCCAUUUACAGAAUUUGGUGAAAGUGUUCCUGGAAAUUUUCCUGAUGGGCAUUUUGAUUCUAAUUUUGGUGAUGACGCAGAUUGUGUAACGCUGAUCAAAUUAAAAAAUAUACCAUUUCGGGCAUCUCCUAAUGAAAUUCUGGACUUUUUCCAUGGCUAUAAGAUCAUACCAGAAUCUCUUUCCAUUCAGCACAAUGAAUAUGGAAUGUCUUCGGGUGAAGCAAUCAUUGCUCUAGUAAAUUACAAAGAGGCAAAGGCUGCGAUUAAUGAACUGAACGAUAGGCCAAUUGGCCAACGCAAAGUUAGGUUAAGUUUGGCAUAGGUGAAAAUGAGGUAAAAUAAAUAUACAGUAUUAAUUCAUUACAAUUCACAUUUUUUACUUGGAAAAUGAAGAGACCCCACAAUGUUAAACAUAAAGAGUUAUGUCUAAUUUUAAAAUUGCAGCAUUUUUAAUUGAAUUAAUAUUUUUUUAAAAUGGUGGAUCAGCCUGACAGUUCUGACAAAGUCUUCAAAACAUGCAUAGCUGAAAUAUGAAACUUAACAUGUAUUUAGCUUUCAUCCCACUGCUGCAUGUAUAUUUGCAGUUCAUCUAAAUAUAUUGUUUUAUGUAAAACAUUGUAUUUUCAAAGUUGUUCAGAAGCAUAGGUUGUGUCAUCCCUGUAUAUAUUCUUGCCCAUUGUUAAUGGUCAGUGGUAUUGUGAAUGGUUUCGUUAAUGUCAGCUCAGCAUUUCUUUUAAAAUAAAAGAACAUACACUGAAAUA